This is a messenger RNA of Penicillium manginii, 4872 nucleotides long. RefSeq names its product putative SNF2 family helicase/ATPase. The record is from RefSeq and is a predicted model, not a curated record. Gene Ontology annotation, cellular component: nucleus. The transcript is spliced from 3 exons. The coding region runs from base 1 to 4872 and encodes 1623 amino acids. Lineage: Eukaryota; Fungi; Ascomycota; Eurotiomycetes; Eurotiales; Aspergillaceae. Gene Ontology annotation, molecular function: ATP binding; ATP hydrolysis activity; ATP-dependent chromatin remodeler activity.
AUGGAGUUUCAUGAUUCAGAUCCCGUUGACUGGGAUGUUGAGGGAGUAGUUAAAUUCCUUUGCGAUCCCGAGUCUCGUCCUUGGGCCGAGGGCUCCAACAUCCCGUUCCCAAAACCAGCGGACCUAGCUGCAGCACUUCAUGAAAACUUUAUCACUGGAGAGGUCCUGCUAGAGGAAGUUGACAGGCUAUCUCUCAAAGACGACCUCGGAAUCAAGGCCUUAGGUCAUCGAUCCGGCAUCAUGAAGGCGAUUGAGUGGCUGCGAAUCCGAUCUACGAAGUACCAAGCCAAGACUCGUCCAUCUUCAUUACAAGAUUUUCUCUCCCCGCGAUCUGCAUUUUCACCUCAGAUUCCGCAUUCCAGACCUCUAGGCUCUAUUGCUACUGCUCCUGCCUCGGAAGUUCCCCUUGUCAGCUCCUCUGGAGCUGGUGUGCGACCAUCGAUAACGCCACAAGGAAAACGCAGAAUUGCUCCUCAAUUGGUGCGUACAUUUAAGAAAAGCAAAACGUCAAAGGAGAACCCACCGUCGCCUGGGGGUCAUUUUGAUUCGAACAAUACCAAUAAAUCCGUUCCAGCUCACAAUCAUCCAACAACCCAACCUCCCCGGACGAGACAAGUCAAUACAGCCGAAGACCAACCCCACUUCUCCCAGCAGGCAGCACCUAAUCAUAGUCCCCAGCCAGAGAGCAUUGAACAGCCGGAGCAUAUUCACGAACAAGCCACCUCGAGAACUCCCACGGAAGAAGCAUUCCUCAAUAGUCUGCUUCAAAAAUACCCACCGGAAGCUGAUGACGCCGAUUUGUUCCCUCUUUAUGGUGAUUCUGGAUCCGAGGGCCAGUUUGACGAGGAAACUUGGGAGGAGAUGCAGAUCGAGGCCAAGGAAUUACAAGAGAAUACAAACCAACCUAAUCCCGCCGAGAAGGCUAGCCUUUCCCGCGAGGAAUGUAUGGAAUUAAUUGCAAACCACAUCGCACAGAAAGAAGACCUCUGGAAAGAAAAGCGCUUGCCAAAGGAACUUCCAAAAGCUCCAAAAAUAUGGGACCGGUCACACAUGAAUGGAUCACUUGAGCAAGACAAAAGUGAUCUCUCCAGAAGAAUCUUUCUCUAUCAGAAACGCUUAGAAAAACUGAAGGCUGGGCUCUUGGAAGUUGACUCCAAAGAUCGGGCAUUUUUCUUGCUGUCAUGUGCCUCUCUUGACAACACCAUUUCCGAUAUCUGCCUGGACAAAUGGACACUCCAGAUACUGGAGCUUGAGAAUCGUCCUCCUCGCGUGGAACCGCCACCAAGAAUCCCGAAGCCUCAAAAGGAGCCUUUGAAUUUCAGAGAUGAUGAAAGCCUGGCCUCCGAAAUGGAUACAGACCUUGAAAGCUCUGUCGACGAGUCGGAAUCUGAUGAGUCUGAAUCUGAAGAAGGAGAAAGUGAUUUCAUUGAGAUCGAUCUCGAGGAUGAUUCUGUGCAUGACCAAGUAGACAAGCCUCACAAGGUAUUACCGUUUACUUUGGGCUCGCCUCCUCCUGCUGAUAAACCCCACAAGGGAUUACCGUUCACUUUGGGCUCGCCUCCCCCUGCGGAUGAGCAAGACCUAUCGACUGAACCUGCUCGAAAAAAGCGACGUAUCCAUGACAAUGAAAGUGAUGGUGAGAUCACUUCUGAUACUGGGACAUUCUCUGAAAUUUUGCGACGGGGUGAUGUUGAUACUGUUGAUUUGACCGGUGCUCUUCCUACAUCGGCCAGUGCCGCCGGCUCACGGUCAGCUGCAAUUCCCUCAAGCCUACCACACCCAGGGACUUUGAACGAUGCGGCAGAUGCCGAUGAGAUGCAAAUCGAGACGCCUCCCUUAAACCCAAGCCACUCAAUUGUUCCACAAGAUGCCGAUGUCCCAGAGCUUUCGGUUGACAGCACGCCAACUAGUCCAGUGCGAACGGUUAGAGUGAAUUUGACAAUGCCGCGGCCUGCCGAGCCCGAUUCUCAUAAUUCGCGCAAAACCUCACGUGGCGACAAUGAUUUCCUCAAUGGACUUUCCAGCAUCCCUGAAAAUAUGAUGCUUGAAGUGGAUGAAGAUGAUCUUGAGCUUUUCGACGACGUGAAAUUGUUGGACUUCGAAACAAUUGCAGCUUCAAGGGAUCGCGUUCAAUUACUGGCGAAAUCGAUUCUUGGUCUGCGCCCGCCUGAAGCAAAACUGAUUCGAAAGUUUCUGGAUGAUUUCAUGCUUCCUCAGCUCAUGGAUCUAGUUCAUGAAGCUCUGACUUACCUGCAUAACGACCGAGCGAGCUUUCCCGAUCGAGACGAAAAUGAAAGUCUAGGGAUCAUGCGUCUCGCGGCCGUCAACUUCAAAGAGCCUCCAAUCUACUUGCAUAAAGAUAUCGGAGAGCACGUGAAACCACAUCAGCUCGCGGGUAUUCAAUUCAUGUGGCGUGAGUUGAUAGAGGCCAAAAAGCCUCAGGGUUGUCUGCUUGCCCACGUGAUGGGUCUCGGAAAAACAAUGCAGGUGAUAUCCCUAUUGUGCACAAUCGCCGAUGCAGCGGCGUCAGAUGAUCCUCGGGUUCGCGAACAAGUCCCCGAGAAAUUUCAUCGCUCCCAGACUUUGGUUUUAUGUCCCUCUUCUGUGGUCCAGAACUGGACAGAAGAGUUCUCCUUCUGGAUGCCCAAAGGGCAUAAUCUCGGCGCAGUCUGGGAGAUCAUGUCUGGAAACAACAUGGAGAGCGAAGAUAGGUUUCAUGUCAUCAAGGCCUGGGAUCAAGGUGGCGGUGUUCUGAUCAUCAGCUACGAUUUGUUUCGCAUAAUCGUACUCAACAAAUCAACCCGACCGACAAACCGCAACAGUCUCUCUGACGAACAACAUGAUUUUGCGAAGGAGGCUCUUCUGUCUCGACCUAAUAUUGUCAUUGCUGAUGAAGCCCACAGGCUCAAAAAUGAAAAGUCUGCCAUCUCACAGGUAACAUCACGUUUCAAGACAUUGAGCCGCAUCGCUAUGACAGGGUCACCAUUGGCUAACCACCUUUGGGAGUAUUAUCAAAUGGUCGAGUGGGUUGCACCGGGAUAUCUUGAAGAUGCAGCUUCUUUCAAGACAAAGUUUUUGGAACCAAUCCAGUCCGGGUCUUAUAUCGACAGUACUCGUCAACAGCAGAGGGAGAGUCUCUGUGCCCUCAAGAUCCUCAAUGGAAUUUUGAAACCCAAGGUUCUCCGAGCGGAUACUUCAGUCAUCGCAUCGGAUCUUCCCCCCAAGACCGAAUUUGUUAUCCGGAUUCCUCUCACGAAUCUACAAGAAGCAGCCUACAACACUUUCGUGUAUGCUGCCCAGGAGGGGGACGAUAUUGACAGCAAAUUGUACACCUGGCUUGCUAUUUUGCAGCUUUGUUGUAACCAUCCGCAACCGUUCUUGGAAAAGCUUGCAGAUCGCGUGAAACAACCCGAAGAUCCUGAAGGAUCUGUUCUGCCUAGAUCCAUGAAGGAGAGUGGACUCCCAGCAGACUUGUGGUCUAGGAUAAACGCACUUUUCACACUUGUACCACGGAUCGAAGAUCCCAGUUUAUCCCAUCGUGCUACCCUACUUAACAGAAUCCUUGAUGAGUCCAUCAAGAUCGGUGAUAAGGUUCUGAUUUUCACCCAGAGUCUCCCGACCAUGAACUUCAUUAACCUUAUGUUGACGGAACGCCGCCUGAAGUUCCAACGAAUUGAUGGCUCCACUAAUGCGGUUGAACGCCAAGCGAUCACCAAAAGGUUCAACACUGGACUUGAUCAGCAGGCUCUUCUCAUCUCCACCAGAGCUGGUGGGGUGGGUCUCAAUAUGUUUGGGGCUAAUCGCGUCGUCAUCUUUGACUUUCUGUUCAACCCGAUGUGGGAAGAGCAGGCUGUUGGCCGAGCUUACCGACUCGGCCAGACCAAAACAGUCUUUGUCUAUCGAUUUGUGUCCGGCGGAACCUUUGAGGAAAAUGUCUUCAAUAAAGCGGUGUUCAAAAGACAGCUCGCAGUCCGCGUGGUGGAUAAAAAAAAUGUCGUCCGCGAAAGCUCCAAAAACUCACCGAUUCUUCUGCAUCCGGUGAAGCCGGUGAAAAGAAGAGAUCAUACUGAGAUCAAAGGGAAAGACAAAGUUCUUGAUGAGAUUCUUGCAGGGCCACACGGAAAUAUCAUUCUGGAGGUCUCCGUAUCCCACAUCCAAGACAACGAAAAUGAUCGUCUCACCGAGGCAGAGAAUCUUCGUGUGGACGAUGAGCUUAGAAUGGAGCGUCUGAAACGUUCCAACCCACGGGAAUUUGAAGCAGAGAUGAAGCGAAGGCAAGAUAUCCAAGCAGCCCGUGAUAAUGCUCAUAAUCAGGAGAUUUUCCUGCGGCGACAGUCUGAUUUUGUGACGGCGAUGCAGUCUCCUAAACCACCUGGACCUGGAGUACAAGCUGGCCCGACGCCAGGUUUGUUUCUCCCACAUUCCCCUCACCAACUGCCCCCGAGGUUUCAGCCUCUUCCAGGAGCCGGCCAAUCCAUUACGGGUGUGACAUCCGACUCCACAUCCGCAAUCGCUCCUUCAUCUAUCGGGCCUAAUCCGAGCUUCAUACAGCCUUCGUACACCCCAAGCUCUGCAGCUUCCACUUUCAACCCUCCCGGGCCUCCACAGAUGCCGACAAAUUACAUGCCAAGCACGAUGUCUCUGCAACAUACAAGCCAUCAGCAGAAUCAGCAAGCCCCGAGAUCAGAUCUCCCAGCAUCUUCUUUGGUGAAUCAGUUCCCCACAACUGAUGGGAGUGCGGACUUGAUUGAAAUUGUCGACCUAUCUACUCCUCGCGCAACAGCAUCACCGGUUGCAGAACCCUCCGAUGACAGAGAUACGGCAGUGAGCAUGAGUGAGAACGAGUAUGAACCCCCACAACCAAACCUCUGA